This is a messenger RNA of Brachypodium distachyon (stiff brome), 1742 nucleotides long. RefSeq names its product histone deacetylase 14. NCBI's taxonomy places the organism in Eukaryota, Viridiplantae, Streptophyta, Magnoliopsida, Poales, Poaceae. Bases 113 to 1447 code for a protein of 444 amino acids. Gene Ontology annotation, molecular function: histone deacetylase activity. The transcript has 9 exons. Gene Ontology annotation, cellular component: histone deacetylase complex. Gene Ontology annotation, biological process: chromatin organization. The record is from RefSeq and is a predicted model, not a curated record.
UGGAAUCGGAAACAGAGACAGCGAGGGGAAAACUUGUGGUAUUACGGCUUCUCUUGUUCAGGGGAGGAUAAGAGGAGAGGGCGAGGGAGAGGUCUCGAGAACUCUGUGGCAGAUGAUGGAGCGGCUUUGGAUACCAUCCCAUCAGACUCUUGGAGGUAGAAUGUUGCCUUUUCUCAGACACUACUGUGUCUUUGGAAGUCAUCAUCCCUUAACCUGGAGCGGCUUACAAACCACUGAGAGAAAACAUAACCAAAAUGGAGGCUGGAUUGCACAGUGCGCGGCAAGUGGCAAUGGACCUUCUGUUUCAGACAUAAAUGGUGCUCAAAAGGAUUUUGCUUUGCCAGAUAGUUUGCUUUGCAAUGCUCGUAUUCUCUAUUGUGCAUCUCCUGCCAUGGGUCACAACAAGGAAUCGCAUCCAGAAUCUAACAAAAGAGUGCCGGCAAUAGUCGAUGCUCUCGAAAAAUUGGAGCUUACGCCCAAGCAUCGUGGAUCACAGGUUCUUGAAAUUCAAAAUUUCCACCCUGCUUCACUUGAUGAUGUUGCACGAGUUCAUUCAAGAAAAUACAUUACUGGACUCGAAAAGGCUAUGAGUAGGGCUUCAGAUGAAGGUUUGAUAUUCAUUGAAGGAACUGGACCAACAUAUGCUACACAGACUACCUUCCAAGAAUCACUUCUUGCAGCUGGUGCUGGAAUUACAUUGGUUGAUUCAGUGGUUGCAGCAUCAAAGCUGGGCCCAAGCCCACCCCUUGGAUUUGCGCUAGUAAGGCCACCAGGACACCAUGCGGUUCCUGAAGGUCCCAUGGGCUUUUGCGUCUUUGGGAACAUUGCAGUGGCAGCUCGGUACGCCCAGCAUCAACAUGGAUUAAAGCGGGUCAUGAUAAUAGAUUUCGAUGUUCACCAUGGCAAUGGAACAUGUGAUGCCUUUUAUGAUGACCCAGACAUCUUCUUCCUCUCAACCCAUCAGCUAGGAAGCUAUCCUGGCACCGGUAAGAUGAACCUAAUUGGUCAAGGCAGCAGCGAAGGAACAACGCUCAACCUGCCACUGCCUGGUGGCUCAGGUGAUUACUCAAUGAGGUGUGCAUUUGAUGAGGUGAUUGCUCCAUCAGCACAGCGAUUCAAGCCUGACAUCAUCCUGGUUUCAGCUGGCUACGACGCGCAUGCGCUGGACCCGCUAGCGGGGCUGCAGUUCACGACGGGCACGUACUACACGCUGGCGUCGAGCAUCAAGCAGCUGGCCGGGGAUCUCUGCGGUGGCCGCUGCGUCUUCUUCCUGGAAGGCGGCUACAACCUGCAGUCUCUCUCCAGCUCCGUCGCAGACACCUUCCGCGCGUUCCUCGACGAGCCCAGCCUCGCCGCGCAGUUCGACAACCCGGCGAUGCUCUACGAGGAGCCAACGCGGAGGGUGAAGGAGGCGAUCGAGAAGGUCAGGCAUCUCCACUCGCUGUAGAUUACACACCGGAGAUGAGCUCAGGCACACUGCUGCUUUGCAGUGUGCGCGCUGCAGAGUCAGAUUGUGUGCUGCGUUUGCAGGUGUAGCGUGUGUGUAUGUGUGUGUAUAAACUGUAUGUAUUUUGAAGAUCUGCUCGCUGCUCAUUUAGACUUGGUUAAUUCCUGUUCGAGUGCGUGUAAUUCUUUAUUGAUCACACGCACAUAGAACUGUGUAUUCUAUUUACCUUGGAUCAUACAUAGAAUUGUGUGAUUCACACAACCUUGUAAAAUAUAUUGACUGAAAUUUGGCUCGA